GCAAGCACUCUUCGACACCUUUAUUCCCAAACAUCAGAUUCGGCAGUGAGAACAGAAGGAUCCAAACACAUAAUCUGAUCUGCUAUCAACGCAUCCAAACACCCCUGCGGCCCUUUGCCAAGACCAGCCUGAAUUGCAAGACCAACCAAGAAGCACGCCCUUCAGAGGUACAAGCUGAAGACGAAUCUAUCCAUUCAACACCGACAACAUGGUAGUCUGCAACUUCUACCUCCGUGGACAAUGUCGAUACGGCUCGUCUUGUCACAACGACCAUCCGCCCGGUCUGGAAGGUUCACAACGUCCAGGAGGGAACGCAUCGAAUGUAGCUAGGCCGUUCGGUACUUCGGCGUUCGGAGCUCGACCAGGUGGAUUCGGGGGAACGAGCCCGUUUGGUAAUCCAGCCGGGGUAGGGACGAAUGGCAAUAACACCAAUAACACUGCUCAAGUUCAAGUGGCACCCGGAAGCGUCGUAACCCGGGAAGUCUUCCAAGCGGACCUCCAACGUGAGAAACCCGCCUGGCCAUUGAGCUCGUACGGUCAAAAGGAAGAUCCGUGUCUCUUGGCCGGACUGGACGUCUCGCCAGAGGAGAUGAGGUGGAAAGCCAUGCAAGCGCAGAUGAGGGGGGAUAUGAACGCUUACAUUUCGGAGGAGCAGCAACUUAUCGCCAAUGCCAACAACCAAUACACUCAGGUGUUGAACAACAUGGACGCGGCGAUCCAGCAGAGUGAACAGAUCCGAUUCAAUCGUCUGAACCAGGCUGCUUCCUCAUCAUCAGCGGCGGCUCCGACGUCCGCUUUUGGACAGCCGGCAGCUUCCACUUCGACCUCGGCUUUCGGUGCUCCUGCUGCUACAUCUGCGUUCGGACAGCCAGCUUCCACUGGCACGUCUGCGUUUGGACAGACCACCCCCGCUGCCUCGUCUGCAUUCGGACAACCAGCUCAGACGGCGUCUGCGUUCGGCUCAUCUGCAUUCGGAGCGAAGAGUCCGUUUGGAGCUGCGGCACCUGCGGGAGGAAGCGCAUUCGGGACGAGCGCUUUCGGACAAUCACCUGUAGCUGCCGUUUCGCCUGCAGCGACAACAGGCGGAGCCUUUGGGUCGAGCGCGUUUGGGGCGAAACCGGCUGGGUCAGCGUUUGGUUCGUCUAGCUUUGGACAACCUGCAGCGGUGACGGGAACGACAGCAGGAGGAGGAGGAGCUUUCGGGCAGUCCGGAGCGUUUGGGCAAUCGGCCUUCGGAGCAUCGUCCACAGCGGCACCUGCGGCUGGAAGUGCCUUUGGACAAAGCGCUUUCGGAUCGACUAGUCAGACGGGAGGGAGUGCGUUCGGGUCGAGCGGGGCUUUCGGUGCCAAACCCGCUACGACGUCGGCUUUCGGAGCGUUCGGAGGUGGUUCACCAGCAGCUACGACGGCUCCUGCACCAGGGACCGGGUUCGGGCAAAGCGCAUUCGGGGCCAAGCCUGCGGGUGGAUUUGGAGCGAGCGCGUUUGGACAGCCUGCCACGGGUAGCGCUUCUACGGGCAGUGCGUUUGGAGGUGCAUCACCUUUUGGACAGCCAGCGACGUCUGCAGCUGCCGCACCUUCUACUUUUGGGGCCGCUUCGCCGUUUGGAGCUGCUACAACGAAUACGACAGCACCUGCUCCGGCCGCAGGAGGGUUCGGACAAAGUGCGUUUGGAUCGACGUCAACGACCCAGCCUACAUCGGCUUUCGGGACGUCGGCUUUCACGAAUUCUAGCAACAGCCAGAACAACACAUCGAGCGCGUUUGGGAGUUCUGCAAACGCACCGACUUCAGGAGGAUUCGGAGCUUUCGGACAACCUGUAGCGGCAGCGGCGACCACCUCGGCGUUCGGGUCGACAACGCCUUUCGGAGCAGCAGCGCCUAGUCCCGCUGCACCUGCUGCUGCUGCUAGUCCGGCAGCAUUUGGGGGAACGACACCAGCAACGUCAGCCUUCGGCUCGACGAGCGCUUUCGGUCAGCCCGCUGCUGGCACAUCUGGAGGUUCGGCGUUUGGUUCGACGAGUGCGUUUGGGCAACCUGCCGCAAGCACGAGCGCAACAACCCAGCCACAAGCCUCGGCCUUUGGUUCUACCUCUACUGCUGUUCCGGUAGCUCCGACCGGUGGUAUUUUCUCUUCCAUCGCAACGGCACCAGCAACUUCUAGUACAGGGACGAACGCAGCCUACUCCGGACCUGGUCAAAGAGGGCAGACGGUCUGGGAUCACCUUCUGAAAUCGCUGGACACUUUACCGGAACUCGUAAAGAAAGCGUUCGAAGCGGACAAGUUUGAGAUGGGAGCUAUACCGUUGCAGCCGCCGCCUUUGGAUUGCAGAUAGGCGGUUCGCUUUAUACACUGUCAGUGAUCAGGGCGCUUGAGUAAGAUGGAGAAUGAAUCACGGAGAUGUCCUGGCAAUGCAUGGCAUUAUAACAUAGCAUGACAAGGUGGAUUGACUACACUCGGUGUAUCGGCAAAAAGUGAACAGGCAGUAUAUAGUAAUGUGGCGUCCUUGUUGAAAGAAGAGGUCGAUCCUGGUCUAAAGUGG
This is a messenger RNA of Filobasidium floriforme, 2542 nucleotides long. RefSeq lists its product as uncharacterized. The coding region runs from base 209 to 2335 and encodes 708 amino acids. The record is from RefSeq and is a predicted model, not a curated record. Gene Ontology annotation, molecular function: metal ion binding. The transcript is spliced from 5 exons. NCBI's taxonomy places the organism in Eukaryota, Fungi, Basidiomycota, Tremellomycetes, Filobasidiales, Filobasidiaceae.